UCAUUCAUCUCAUUCUUCCCUCGACAUCAUGACUGCCAAACCACUCCCUAUUUUUCUUCUUCCAAUAUCUGCAAUUCGAAAGGCUAUGGAACAAAUGAGUUUUGCGGAAUUGCUGAUAAUAUCAAUUCUUUCGAAGAAUGCAAAGGACUUUGUAACGUUGUUAACUAAACCACUGAAGAAUAUGAUCAUAUCCGUGGAUUGUUGGUUGUCAUUAAAAUUGGUCACAGCAUCGUCAGAACUAUAUUUGUUAUAUUUUAAACGCAAACAACGUGUUAGAAUCGAAAAAUCGCCCUACGACAAACGAUAUAAAAAGCUUUAUUUACCAGGAUUCACUGAAAAACAAUGGAUUGGCCAUAUUGUUCGUGUCUUCUCUCACAACAAUGGAAUAGUUUUGUCACUCAAACCUUUGUUCAGUUUCAGGAGAGGAAAGAUUAAAGAAACUGUUGAACUUUUCAAAGGGCUUAAUGUCAGAAAACUGGUAAACCAUGAUUCUCGAAUUGAAAAUCGCCAGCUUCUCAAAUUGUUUCCUACACCAAAUUAUUUGAGGUUAUCAAAUGAUUAUAUUUGUGAAUCAAUCCUUGUUCAGAACUUUGAGACGCUAGAACUUUUGGAGAAAAAACUGUCACUAAACGAUAUUCUAACUACAAAUUGCACAAAUCUGGAAAUCCACUACCAAUCUCUGUCCGACAGAAACCUGAACCUCUUUAUGAAGCAUUGGAUCAGAGGAUCCAACCCCAACCUUCAAUCAAUAUGUGUCAACUUUUCAAGAGAAAUGCGAUCUUUUGGAGCCGAAGUUUUUAAGGGUAUUGAUCACAGAAAAACUAUCCCCCAGGAAAAUUUUUAUUGGGGAAAACAUUGAAUUUCAACGGCCCGAUGGGAUGAAAGCAGUCGUUUCAAUUGGUAGUUCAAUUCGUAAUCAUUUUUUCUAUGAGUACUUUUUUCAAAUGAGAGUUCUUGAAAACUAAAGUGUUUCAAAAUUUUCUGUUUAUAAUAAAUUUGACGUUUUU
This is a messenger RNA of Caenorhabditis elegans, 1007 nucleotides long. RefSeq names its product F-box associated domain-containing protein (gene fbxb-17). The record is from RefSeq and is marked reviewed. NCBI's taxonomy places the organism in Eukaryota, Metazoa, Nematoda, Chromadorea, Rhabditida, Rhabditidae. The coding region runs from base 29 to 859 and encodes 276 amino acids. The transcript has 2 exons.